AUGGCGGCGGCGGGCUGGGACGGUCCUGAGCUGGAGCCGAGACCAGAGCUGGGGAUGGAGCCGGAGCCGGAGCCUGAUCCGGAGCCCGAGGCCGAGCCGGCGCUGGCGGCGGAGCUGUCGGCGAGGCGAAGCGCGGAGGCGCGGCGGCUGGUGCUGUCGCCGCGGCGGCUGUCGGGCCCGCUGCCCGCCGGGCUGUCGCAGUGGUUCCCGGCGCUGGAGGUGCUGGACGUGAGCGGGACGGGGCUAACGGAGAUGGGCACGGAACUGCUGUCCCUGCCGUGCCUUCACACGUUGCUGGCCAAGAACAACCGGCUUGGCGGGCCCGGCUCUUUGCCUAAGGGGCUGGGCCAGGCGCCUCUCGCCCGCUCCCUCCGCGUCCUCAACCUCAGCGGGAACCGCUUCUCCGAGGUGCCGCCCGCGCUGCUGCAGCUCCGCGGGCUGCGCAGCCUCAGCCUCGGCGGCAACCGGCUCCAGGGCAUCCCGCCCGACAUCCAGGAGCUCCACAGUUUAGAGUUCCUAUACCUUGGAGGAAAUUUCAUUACAGCAAUUCCACCUGAAUUAGCAAAACUGCCUUCUCUGAGGUACCUAGUUCUGUGUGACAACAAGAUCCAGAGCAUUCCACCUCAGCUGGCACAGCUGCAUUCCCUGCGUUCCCUUAGCCUGCACAAUAACCUGCUGACUUACCUUCCCCGAGAGAUCCUUAACCUGGUUCACCUCGACGAGCUGAGCUUGCGUGGGAACCCGCUGGUGGUGCGGUUUGUGCGUGACCUGACCUACAAUCCCCCGAGCCUUCAGGAACUGGCUGGACGCACAGUUAAAACUCGCAACAUUCCCUACACUCCCAGUGAUCUCCCAGAGAGUCUUGUCCGGUACCUGAGCUUGGCCAGCAACUGCCCCAAUCCUAAAUGCGGGGGUGUAUACUUUGACAGCUGUGUCAGACAGAUCAAGUUUGUUGACUUCUGUGGCAAGUAUCGGCUCCCGCUGAUGCACUACCUGUGCUCUCCAGAGUGCUCCUCUCCCUUCAGCUCUGCCUCCCAGAGUUCUACUUCCCAGAGCGAGUCUGACUCUGAGGAUGAGGCCAGCGUCGCUGCGCACAGGAUGCAGAAAGUCCUUCUGGGAUAACAGGGAGCCAGAGGGGAGGACGGGAAGGAAAAUGGAUUUGAAAAGCAAUAAUGGAAUGGUGUAGCAUGAGCCACUGGCCUGAAAGGCUCGUGAG
Molecule: messenger RNA, 1216 nt
Organism: Sturnus vulgaris (Common starling)
Lineage: Eukaryota; Metazoa; Chordata; Aves; Passeriformes; Sturnidae
Gene: LRRC58
Product: leucine rich repeat containing 58
Molecular function (GO): protein binding
Source: RefSeq, a predicted model, not a curated record